CAGUACGCGAACUAAGUGAAGAAUGUUCCCCCGAAUAGGUGUAGCACUCUAGGUAGCGCACUCUCAACGCCGGGUCGAGUGCAACCUGGUCGCACAUUCACUGCACGUGAUGGUUACAGUCUAAGACUAGUACUGGAACUCUAUCGCUGAAACUCUCAGGGCGGUCCUUGCAUGACGUCGCUAUCAAGAUCAGGCGUUAUAGCGUCCGCAGCUCGCAGAAACCUUUCUGCUACGACUCCAAGGGCUGGUGCUGCUCGGCGAGCUUCGUCGGAGGCUCACCAUGGUGAACACGAUUCCUCUUCUGAUCAUAGAACCGAAACCCUUUUUACACCGUUCUGGAGGAAUACUUUUGUUGGUGGGGCUUUGGCAUAUGGGCUCGUUACUGUCGUCCCGGCGCCCAGCGAAUCAAAUAAGGAGGGUGGCGCGAUCAGCAAGUUCAUCCAGCGGAGGAUAGCAGAUCCAGAGGAUUGGUUGAAGAAAAAUGAGAUACACACUCUUGCGGCUGAGCGUACUGCACAUAGCAGGAUUGUCGCACAAGGGGCUGAGAGGCCGAGUAUUUAUCGAUAUAAAUUUCCUAGCAUGUUGGAGGCGCACUCCCCUCAUCUAGUGCCCGUGGGAACAGAAGUCCACAUCCCUGCCCGAUCCUAGAGUGAAUGUUUCGACUACUGCAUCUGCUAGUUGUAGCCUGCCAUCUAGUCCCGACGGAUUCAUUGGUCGUGGUGUUCUGCGGAGUAUGAAAGCUGACCGUAAACCCAAUGAUUGUCACCAAUGGGAGAUAAUGACAUAAUUGCUGAGCCCUAGCUCUUGCCCAUCAUAUUGAUUAGAGUAAAUACGUGCAGGCAAAAAUCUCCUAUCAUCUAUUUAAUUAUUAGUGAACGCGAUGGCGCGUCCAGCAAAGCACGGUAACUUUCCAAAUCAAGUCAGAC
Molecule: messenger RNA, 926 nt
Organism: Cantharellus anzutake
Lineage: Eukaryota; Fungi; Basidiomycota; Agaricomycetes; Cantharellales; Hydnaceae
Exons: 3
Coding region: 172-648 (158 amino acids)
Cellular component (GO): mitochondrion
Source: RefSeq, a predicted model, not a curated record